This is a messenger RNA of Paramisgurnus dabryanus, 2292 nucleotides long. Lineage: Eukaryota; Metazoa; Chordata; Actinopteri; Cypriniformes; Cobitidae. The record is from RefSeq and is a predicted model, not a curated record.
UCAGUCAUUUACUCUCUUAUCUGAUAAAGAUUGAUUUAUUAUGAACUUUAUGAGUGUCAGAUUAAUAUAAUGUUAUGAAUUAUUAUGAACUGUUAUUUACUGAAGAAAAUGUCUGAUGUGAUUUUAUUCUGCUUGUGUUUGUGGAGUCUGAUGGGUGUGUUUGGUGAGUCUGUGUCAGUGACUGAAGGAGAUUCUGUCACUUUAUUUGUCAAUCUAUCUGAAAUACAGAGAAAAGAGGGAAUCACCUGGAAGUUUGGACCUCAGUACAUCACAAUAGCUGAAAUCGAGGUUGAGGACAAUAAAAUCAGUGUAUAUGACAAAGAGAGAGCUGAUGGGAGAUUCAGAGACAGACUGAAGUUGGAUCACAGUGGAUCUCUCACCAUCACAAACACCAGAACCACAGACUCUGGACUUUAUCAACUAAUCAACACAAGCACAAAUAACCAACUCAAUAUAUUCAACAUUACUGUGUAUGCUCGUCUGCCCGUUCCUGUCAUCAGCAGAGUUUCUUCAAAAAGUUCUUCAUCCUCAUCAUCAUCAAUCUGUUCAUUAUUGUGUUCAGUGUUGAAUGUGAGAGAUGUGAGUCUGUCCUGGUACAAAGGAAACAGUUUAUUGUCCAGCAUCAGUGUGUCUGAUCUCAACAACAUCAUCAGCAUCUCUCUGAUGUGUCUGGAUGAUUCUUACAGCUGUGUGGUCAACAAUUCAAUCAGUAAUCAAACUCAACAUCUAAAUACUGAUCUCUGUCACACGUAUUCAGAUAAGAUGUACUGCUGUUUUGGUUUUAUUGAAGUUGUGAUCCAAUUGGUCGUCUCUGUUCUGGUGGGCGUGGCUGCUGUUGGUUUUGUGGUUUAUGACAUCAGAUCCAGAAGAGAUGAAGAGAAGAGGAUGAGAUCAGAUAAACCCCAGCGCAUGCGCCCCAGCUGCAUGGGCUCAGACACGGCAGAGGGUGAAGAUGAUGAAGAGGGGGAAGUGGUGGUCUUGUCCGAAAACGCUCGCUGGCGAAUGGAGCGUCGCUGCUCGCGAAGCAAUCUCCGGGCUUCGAUCCGAAGAGCGAGGCUGAGUUGGGUGGCAUCGGCACUGAGCUGGUCCAAACGUGAGGAAAGGUCCGACAUACGGGCAGAUAAGUCCUCAACCUCCGCGGGAUCCAUUCUGGCAAGUUCGUCCUGUGAGGAACGACAAAUACAAGGAUCCCAGCGCAGAGGAGACAACACAGGCGAGACAGGCUCAAUGGAAACCCUUCGGGAAAGGCUCAGAGUGGGAAACACACACGGCCGUAGAACCUCCACUCGCACAUCCAAACUCCUCAGAGAAGAAAUCCUGGCGGGGUACAGAGAGAGAGAGAGAGGCAGUCAGAGUUUUCAGCAGAGUCUGUGCUGGACAGCGCACAGCGGCAGUCCGAGCCUUACGCAGAAUUACGCGCCCGAAAGCGCACUGCUGCUGGACAGCGCAAGAGGUGUGUUUGGUGAGUUUGUGUCAGUGAUGGAGGGAGAUCCUGUCACUUUAUCUGUCAGUCUCACUGAAACACAGAUUAAAGAGGGAAUCUCCUGGAAGUUUGGACCUGAAAUCACCAUAGCUGAAAUUGAGGUUGGUGGCAAAUAUAUCAAUUUAUAUGAAGAGAGAGCUGAUGGGAGAUUCAGAGACAGACUGAAGCUGGAUCACAGUGGAUCUCUCACCAUCACAAACAUCAGAAUCACAGACUCUGGACUUUAUCAACUAAUCAACACCAACAAGAAGACCCAACUCAACAUAUUCAAUCUUACUGUCUAUGCUCGCCUGCCUGUUCCUGUCAUCAGCAGAGUUUCAUCACAAAGUUCAUCAUCAUCAUCAUCAAUCUGUUCAUUAUUGUGUUCAGUGUUGAAUGUGAGAGAUGUGAGUCUGUCCUGGUACAAAGGAAACAGUUUAUUGUCCAUCAUCAGUGUGUCUGAUCUCAACAUCAGCAGCAUCUCUCUUCAUCUGAAGUGUCUGGAUGAUUCUUACAGCUGUGUGGUCAACAAUUCAAUCAGUAAUCAAACUCAACAUCUAAAUACUGAUCUCUGUCACACGUAUUCAGAAGAGAUCUGCUGCUGUUUUAGUUUUACUGAAGUUGUGAUCGGAUUGGUCUUCUCUGUUCUGGUGGGCGUGGCUGCUGUUGGUUUAGUGGUUUAUGACAUCAGAUCCAGAAGAGAUGAAGAGAAGAGGAUGAGAUCAGAUAAACCCCACUAAACCUCUUCAGUUCAUUUAUUAUAGUUAUCACACAUUAUUCAUUAUAUCUCUACACAAUCUUUAUUAUUUCUUUAAAAUUCUUCAUUUGUU